AUGAUACUUGGCCCACCAGAGGACUGCGCAGACUCCGUCCGCGCACUAAAGAAGAGGGCGCGUCAAGUUUGCAGCCUUCCGGCAGCCCCAAGCGAACCUCCACUUUGCUCGGACCCCAUAUCGUUUACUUCGGAAGAUGCCAAGGGAAUCCAACACCCCCAUUCGGACCCCCUAGUCAUCGAAGUCUCCACGGGCGAUUUCGACGUUGAACGGGUUUUGGUCGACACGGGAAGUACCGUCAAUGUGAUAUGCUGGCAAACACUAGAAAAAAUGGGUGUCACGCCGGAUCAACUGAAACCCGAAUCUCGCACACUGACGGGCUAUGAUGGGGUCACCAAACUUUCGAUGGGCGACGUGAAGCUGCAGGUGCGAGCCGGCGGAUUGUCCCUGAAGACCAAGUUCGCAGUAUCGACGCGCCUCCAGUCUACAAUGCCAUUUUGGGGGUACCGUGGAUAUACGCGAUGCAGGCCGUACCAUCAACCUAUCACCUCUGCCUCAAGUUCCCAACCACUACGGGAAUCUGCACACUUUAUGGUGAACAUCGAUCCCUCCGACCCCUCACGAACUGUUGGCAUCAGUGCCGAACUGGAGGAGCACAUAAAGUCAAAGCUGAUCGCUUUUCUGGAAUCUCGGUCCUCCACAUUCGCCUGGUCAACGAAGGACAUGAUCGGGAUUNGACUCCGUCCGCGCACUAAAGAAGAGGGCGCGUCAAGUUUGCAGCCUUCCGGCAGCCCCGAGCGAACCUCCACUCUGCUCGGACCCCAUAUCGUUUACUUCGGAAGACGCCAAGGGAAUCCAACACCCCCAUUCGGACCCUUUAGUCAUCGAAGUGUCACGCCGGAACAACUGAAACCCGAAUCUCGAACAUUGACGGGCUAUGAUGGGGUCGCCAAACUUUUGAUGGGCGACGUAAAGCUGCAGGUGCGAGCCGGCGGAUUGUCCCGGAAGACCAAGUUCGCAGCCAUCGACGCGCCUCCAGUCUACAACGCCAUUUUGGGGGUACCGUGGAUAUAUGCGAUGCAGGCCGUACCAUCGACCUAUCACUUCUGCCUCAAGUUCCCAACCACCACGGGAAUAUGCACAUUUUAUGGUGACCAGAGGGUGAACAUCGAUCCCUCCGACCCCUCACGAACUGUUGGCAUCAGUGCCGAACUGGAGGAGCACAUAAAGUCAAAGCUGAUCGCUUUUCUGCAAUCUCGGUCUUCCACAUUCGCCUGGUCAACGAAGGACAUGAUCGGGAUAGACCCUGAUGUUAUCUGCCACAAGCUCAACGUCGAUCCCACAUUCAGACCAGUAAGGCAGAAACGACGACGCCUGGGUCCAGAUCGGGCCAAAGCAGUUCAGGACGAGGUCGAGCGGCUGCUCAAAGAUGACCAGAUAAUUGAGGUCCAGUACCCUGACUGGCUGGCCAAUCCAAUCGUGGUCAAAAAGAACGCUUGGAGGGUAUGCGUGGAUUUCACCGAUCUCAACAAAGCUUGCCCCAAGGAUAGCUUUCCUUUGCCACACAUAGACCGUCUCGUCGAAGCCACGGCUGGAAACCAACUGCUCUCAUUCAUGGAUGCCUUCUCAGGUUACAACCAGAUCGCCAUGAGUUCAACUGACCGCGAAAAAAUGGCAUUCAUAACGGAUAGAGGGACCUAUUGUUAUAAGGUCAUGCCGUUCGGGCUAAAAAACGCUGGAGCAACCUACCAACGGCUGAUGAAACUGAACCCAACGAAGUGUACAUUCGGAGUCAAAUCAGCCUUAAAUCGCUCCAUCGCUCGAUCGACAGAUAAAUGCCUCCCUUUCUACCAACUCCUCCGCGGAAAUAAGGAUUUUCACUGGGACGAGGAAUGCGAGGCCGCCUUCCGGCAAUUGAAGGAGUACUUGACUUGCCACCCAGUAUUAGUCAAACCAGAAGACGGCGAAACAUUGUACCUCUACGUCUCGGUCUCCAGUUCGGCUAUCAGCGGCGUGUUGAUUCGAGACGACCGCGGGUAUCAAAAACCUAUUUUCUAUACGAGUAAAACAUUCAACGACGCAGAGUCACGAUACCCCACGCUGGAGAAGCUCGCACUCGCAGUGAUCACCGCCGCACGGAAGCUCCGACCCUAUUUCCAGUCACAUUCCAUCGUCGUGUUAACCGAUCAACCACUCCGAACUAUCCUCCAUAGCCCCCUCCAAUCCGGACGCAUGGCGAAAUGGGCAGUCGAGCUAAGUGAGUAUGACAUCGAAUACCGCUCCCGUCCAAGCUUGAAGUCGCAAGUUCUGGCCGACUUCAUCAUCGAGCUGUCUCCUGACCUUGACGACCCCAAUCCUAGGGAAGAGCAUUGGACAAUGUUCGUCGAUGGUUCGUCGACGAAUGAAGGUUCUGGAGUGGGACUCAUUCUCCGGUCCCCCACCGGUGAAGUUCUCGAGCAAGCAUUAAAGCUCAACUUCAGAGCGUCUAAUAACAAAACGGAGUACGAGGCCAUCUUUGUGGGGCUUCGGUUAGCACGAGGACUCGGAGUGACACAUUUGCAAGUCUUCUGUGACUCCCAGCUCGUAGUCAGCCAAUUCAGUGGAGAGUUCGACGCCAAAAAUAAGCGAAUGGGGGCGUAUCGGCAGUUGGUCCGAGCACUGUCCGGGGAAUUCACAUCUUUUUCUUUGGCGAAGGUCCCACGGAACGAAAACGCGUCAGCCGACGCCCUCGCAGCCCUGGCAAACAGCUCCGACCCUGACAAUCAGAUAACAGUAAUCAACGACGACUCAGUUUCGAUGGAGGUCAGGGAACCAGUAGAAGAUCUGACGGACGUCACGAAGCCUCCGGACGACUGGAAAAUUGAGAUCAAACUCUAUAUCUCCGACGGCGUCGUCCCACCAGACCGAUGGGCAGCCCGACGCUUAAAGGCUCGAAGUGCCAGAUACAUCCUCUUGGACGGGGAAUUAUUCCGCCGAAACGCAUCCGGAGUUUUCCUUACCUACGUCACUCGGGACGAGGCCGAGCGAAUCAUGAUGGAGGUGCACGAAGGCGAAGGUGGCAACCAUUCCGGCGGACGCGCACUCGCCCUCAAAAUAAAAAAAGAUGGACAUUAUUGGCCGACCAUGAUGGCCGACUGCGAAGCCUUCGCGGCAAAGUGCGAAGCCUGUCAGCGCCACGGACCAAUGCGGCACAUCCCGCCCGAACUGCUAAACACCGUGACAGCUCCAUAUCCUUUCAUACGCUGGGCCAUGGACGCUAUAGGCCCUCUGCCGGCGUCAAAAUCCAAGAAAUACGACCUGGUGCUGACCGAUUUUUUCACCAAAUGGGUCGAAGCAGAGUCCUUCACAAAGAUCCAAUCCUUGGUCGUAACCAACUUCAUAUGGAAGAACAUCAUAUGUCGGCACGGACUUCCAUACGAGAUUGUCACCGAUAACGGCACACAGUUCACCUCGAUGAUCACCAGACAUUUCAUGACGAAGUGGCAAAUCCGCCUCAGUACUUCGACUCCCCGAUACCCGCAAGGAAAUGGACAAGCUGAGGCCACUAAUAAGUCGAUCGUCGACUAA
Molecule: messenger RNA, 3507 nt
Organism: Camelina sativa (false flax)
Lineage: Eukaryota; Viridiplantae; Streptophyta; Magnoliopsida; Brassicales; Brassicaceae
Source: RefSeq, a predicted model, not a curated record